CCUCAUUCUUCUUAUUUCAUCUGCUCCCGGGUCAGAUCCACAUCCAGGAGGGCUGCAGGUCAGAACACCUUGGAGCCUCAUUCAGUGUCCAGGUGGCAGCUCAAGUUCAACCUGCUUCACUGAACAAAGGUUGAAGCUGAAGAUGCAGCUCUGAAUUUGGAUAAAAACACAAACUUUGGAUUUUUUUAUCAUCAGAUUUUGAGGAAUAAAAUCUUGUUCAUCUCCUGAGGAUCCAGUAAAUUACCUCAUUAAAUAUCCCAGAACCUUCCAGGAGUCUUCCGGCUGAGGUGGGGUAUAUUUUGGGGUAUUAGUCCUCUGAGUGUCGGUGCAGUUUCGUGUCUGAAUGCCCCAGGAUUAUCCUCAGGCUGCACUUCCUCCUCCGGCCUGCAGGGCGGCAGCAGAGAGCGGCAGCCGGCCGCUGGACAGGCGGAGCAUCGGCAUGAGCGACUUCUGGCACAAGAUGGGCUGCUGUGUGGUUGCCAAACCACCGCCGAAGAAGAAGAGGAGGAAGAUUGAUCGCAGCAUGAUCGGAGAGCCGACCAACUUCAUCCACCUCACACACAUCGGCUCCGGAGAGAUGGCAGAGGGCCUGCAACCGUCAGGGUCGGUUCAGGAGCAGAUGAGGUCUAAAGGCCCGAACAUGAACGGCAGGAACAGCCUGUUAUAGCUGGAGUGUUUGAACUGAACCCAGACCAGCUGACUGACCUCCUCCUCCUUCCUCUGAACCUCUGAGCCUCUCUUCCACCAUCCGACCGCCAGCCGGAGGCCUCGACUGCCCUCCUGCUGAAGUGUUCUUAAGCAAAGCCAUGACCACCUGCAGGGGGCGCUGUCUUGGCCUGGAACAAGCCAGAUUUUACUGUGGAAAUUUCAGUUUUCAUGCAAUGUGGCCACCAGGCUGUCUCCUUUUGUGCGUUUUCUUUAGAAACUUUUAUUUUUUUUGCUAGCCAAGACUGAAAAUCAGCAAUUGCUGUUAAAAACCAUCCAAACACGAGUCCACACGGAGACUCCUGCCCAGCUGAGAUCUUUAUCACGUCCAACGAACCACCAGCUCUGGAUCUGAUCCUCCAAAACAAACACAAAGACAAAGACUACAUUUCCCAGCAUGCCAAUGAGCUUUCUCUACUUUCGCAUUUUGCCAAAUGAAAUAUUUCCAUGAUCGAAAUUAAUAUGAAACGAACGAUUUAGAUCUGAUAAAUUAGAGAAGGCAGACUUGGUGGUGGUUUUUCCCCCCGUCAGUAUUAAAAUAAACCCACAGAUCCCAUCACUGGACUCCAUUUCCCAGCAUCCUUUCCUAGUCAUGAUUUCCAAUAAGCGACAGAAUGUCUGUAAUUUUUGGCUCAAAAGUGUUAAAUUCCCAAAAAGAAUGACUGCAUUUUCCAGGAUUCACUGAGACAUUUUCAGGUUUGGAGUGUUUCCUUCCUGGACUCCAUUUCCCAGGUUGCUUCAUUCUGCGCAACGCUCAGCUUUUAAAGGAUUAUUACACCUUUUUCUGGCUGUUCUUCAGCCCUCGCGUUUGUUCAGGGAUCACAUGGCCACAGUGAUGACAUCAUCUCGGACUUUAUUUCCCAGGAUGCCUCGGUGUGGCCAGCCCCACUGCUGGUGCUGAAUGAUGAAAGACUCUUGUUUUAGGAGAUGGGAAAGUCCCAUGAAUCCCUGCUACACUGGACUGUGUGUGUGUGAGUGUGUGUGUUUAAUACUCCCAGUUUAAAUAUAGACGUCGCUCCGCUGAACUCUGAGGACACACAGUUCAAAAGUUCCGUUAGAGAACCACCGCGUUUUGUAAAAGUCCUUUGUUUCCAUUUUUUUUCACUGCAGAAUUAUUCCUCCUGUCACUCGACUGUUCAGACUGCGGUUCGCGGGCCCUAAAUGGAUCUUCAGCCGACACAUUUUGGGUCCUCAAGUGAUACGUUGAGAUGCUUUUGUUAAAAACAUUUUAUGCUGCAUCUGGUGUUUGAUCAAGUGUUUUCCUGCUUUGUAUUGUGAACAUUUUUUAAGCAGAUGUUUGUAAUUUUCUGCUGUUUCAAUUGAUCUGCUCAAAUGUUCUCAAACUUCGGGACAUUUUGGUUGAUGUGUGGAUGUAGUUGUUUAAUCGGCUUGCAGAUAAAUGCCUUUAAUAUAUUCCUAUAAAAAUGAAUUAAUUGUUUUGAGUUUUGUAAAGAAAAAAACCAAAAUUUUUGUUAAUUUGUGGUAACAUUUUUUUUAAAUAUCAGCUGUAAUUAUGAGAAAAAAACUGAUUAAAAAAACAUUAUUCCAGCACUUUCUAAGGAACAGUCCAGGAUUUAACAUUGAUACUCCACCACCAACCAAACUCUGUUCAAUUUUCUAGAUAUUUUACAAAUUUCCGCAUUUUAUUUAUUUAUGUCAAUGUUAAAUUGUACUUUCAAACAGUUAUAUCCAAAUGGUCCAAAUGUGUCAAAGGAUUCUUUACACUAACUAACUAGCUAAACAACUAACUAACUAACUUGACUGUCUCCUUUUGUUUCUGUUUAUUUUUGUUUCUGGUCUGGCUAAUUAGCAAAUAAUCCAUUUUCAUCAUAAACUUAAUUAUGGAUUGCAUCAGUAUUGAUUGAUUAAUUUCUAUCACUUCUGUAAUAGUUCCAAGGCUUCUUCCCGCUGUAGUUUCUGCUCCACAUGUUGAAUUAGGUAAAAAAAAAAAAAGCGUUAAGAUGGAAUAAAGUUCCCCGCUACCCUCCACAGGAUAGAAAAGAGAGGGAUGAAUGGACAAAAGUUUCAAAUGAAAGCAAAAACAACCAGAAGUAAGGAAAAGGUGCAGACAUAUGUGAACGCAGCAGUAGCUCCUCGGCAGGGAAAUCCAUGUGAAUGAUGAAUGGUUGCCUUGGAAACCGCUGAGUCAUGGCGUUCCCUCUCAUCGUGGCGACCGUCCACUUCCUCCCUGCGGCUAAAACUGAUGCAGUCAGAAAGUCUGUUAAAGGAAAAUCUGAGCUGCUGCUGCUGCUGUUGGUCCUUGUGGUGUGUUCACUGGAUUUCUCAGAGCGUGGGAGUUUUUACAUUCCCUCCUCUAUCACUGCUCCCUGUUCAACUAUUCUGCUUGGGUCAUUCCAGACUUCUUUUGGCAAAACUACAGAUGCUUGGUGCAGAAAAUGGUGUAAACUCGGAAACGCGAUGUGAAACAGGAAAAACUUGGCAGAAAUAUCUUCCAUUAAGGUGUAUUUUACUGUCAGAACUUUAUUUUUUUCCAUUUUAAUAAUUCUGUGUUGACAUCGUUCGGUCGCCAUCGAUGUCUUCAAACCUUCAGACCUCUCGGCUCAAUCUGCCUCAUUGUGAUUCUUGGAAACUCGGAGCUGCUCUCAGGAUCAGUCGCCGGCUGCUGAAGUUGUUUAUCUCCGCCAUAGUUUCUCUCUUCCUCUUCCUCUUCCUCUUCCUCUUCGAUCCCCGUCUCUGCUUACAGUCCAACAACACUGGAGAGAACUUUCCCGUCAACGUCUCCUGAACAUACAACCUGAACAUGAAAUAUGUUGUUUAAACUGUUCCGUCAAGUUUUCUUAUCUUCAUCAAAUGCUUUUUAUGCUUUAUUUGUUAUGAUUUAUGGAAGAUUCUUUUGAGCUGUGUUUGUAUCAUUGUCUCAUUUUGAAUAUUAUUAUUGUAAGAUUAUCGAUCACAAAGAUUUUCUGUGAGUUUUGGCACCUUGAGCCUCAGUGUUUCCUGCUGCCCAAACCUGCAGGAAGCACUGAAUAAAAGUCAGUUUCAGCUCAUUUUUCUCUUACAGAAGCUGUUCACCUGCUCACACCUUUAGAUCAACUUUAAUCUGAUGUGAACCAAUCAGCAGCCUGCACAGCUGAGGUACCGAGCUGCAGUUCCUCUGCUGUCCACUAGGGGUUGUUGAACUUUGGGUGGAUUAAAGUGAUGAGGAAAAACUACAAAUUUGUCUCAGCCGGUUACGCUCGGCGUGGAGGUUCUGGUUUGUGGUUUAGAAAACCGUGAGCAAGAAAAACUGAUUUUAAGAAACUCGCAGCUGUUUCAAUGACGAUCUGCCAACCUGGUGAGAUUUGAGAAACGUGGUGAAGAUAGAAAAGACCCUAAAGCGGCUUCCUGUUUUUGGUAUUUUACAGAUUAAUAAAAAUGCAUCUGAUUCAGACAUUAUCAGUUGUUUACAUGCCCCAUUGAUAUCAGCUGUAGAUGGACUCCUCCACGUUCUACUGGGGACAUUAUCAUCUGUUAUACUAUAUACCAAUAACAUGUCACCCUUCAAACAUACAAAUUUAGGCACUUAACAUGAGGUAAACGUAGAAAAACUGAUUUUCAAGCCUAAACAUAACCUUUUCCUAACUCGAAUCAACGUAACUAGACAGUGACUUAAAGGAAAAGUAAACAGUGAAAACAAAAGUCACAAUAAAUCUUAAGUCAAAAACAAAUACAAACAUAAUGAGAUUCAAACUUGACCCACCCAUCCUCCAAGUGCAGAUUUUUGGAACUCCGCAUUUCGAACCACAAAGCACUGCUAGCAUUAAAUGAAGUUAAAAUUAAAUAGGAUAUCUGUGGGCUUCAUAACAAGUGAUAACUCUGAUUUAGUCAUCCGAAACAGGUAACAAGUAAUUGAGAAAAUAGCAUUCUACAACCCAGAAGAUGUUGCUCCUUUUGACAGAAAUGACUGUUUUGUGUGGACAGAGAAGUACUUUGCACAAAAUAUUAGAUAUGAAUCUUACUCUGAGGUAAAAACAACCAAAAUACAGUCUUGUGAACGCGAUAAAAACGUCUGCAUGUAAAGUGAACAUUUUCAAACAUGUAUGUGAAUGAUUAUAAUGAAUUCUAUAGAAAAAAUUGUGCAAAACAAAAUCAUUUGGAAAAUACAAAUUCAUCCAAACAAAAUAAUAUAUCAUCUUUCAAGACUUCAGAUGCUGAAUCCUGCCAUUAAAGGGACACCACCUCUGACCUGAAAAACUAGCAUUCUGAGAGUGAAACACCGACAGCAGGCAGAGAAAAUUUAAACUGCAGUUUAUCUUUGAAGUCCUAAUAAGUUAACCUCAAAUUAAAAAACAAAACAAAAAAAAUUAAAGUUUCUUUUUAAAUAGUCUUCACACAGCAUAUGCAGUGAAAUAUAUUUUGUGUUAAAGUGACAUGAAUGUGUGAUUUCUGUGUGACUGAUGAUGAAUUUUUGUAUUUGCUGUUUGGUUUUGUUAUGUAACUUCUUCCUCCUCUGCAGAAACAGAAAUACAGAUUGACUUUAUUCCUCCUCGUUAUGUAACUCGUGUCUCACGAUGGCUGAAUAAAUCUGCUGUUUUCUCUCCAAA
Molecule: messenger RNA, 5249 nt
Organism: Amphiprion ocellaris (clown anemonefish)
Lineage: Eukaryota; Metazoa; Chordata; Actinopteri; Pomacentridae
Gene: cdc42se1
Product: CDC42 small effector 1
Exons: 5
Coding region: 344-667 (107 amino acids)
Biological process (GO): regulation of Rho protein signal transduction
Cellular component (GO): plasma membrane
Molecular function (GO): small GTPase binding
Source: RefSeq, a predicted model, not a curated record